Leptopilina boulardi is the source of this 3372-nucleotide messenger RNA. RefSeq names its product beta-1,3-galactosyltransferase 6 (gene beta3GalTII). Gene Ontology annotation, cellular component: membrane. Gene Ontology annotation, molecular function: UDP-galactosyltransferase activity. Gene Ontology annotation, biological process: glycosaminoglycan biosynthetic process. The transcript is spliced from 2 exons. The record is from RefSeq and is a predicted model, not a curated record. NCBI's taxonomy places the organism in Eukaryota, Metazoa, Arthropoda, Insecta, Hymenoptera, Figitidae. Bases 213 to 1178 code for a protein of 321 amino acids.
UUUGACAUUUAAAUUUGUUUACCUCUUCGGCUGCUGUCACUUUGUUUAUAUUAAUUGUUUUUUUUUUACAAGAACAAUAAAACAACAACAAUAUUCACUUGGAAUGAUUAAAUUGAAUUGUAAUAAAUCCAACGACGUGUUCAGAAUGACAACAAAAAAGAUAUUUAUUUGAUAAAUGAUGAAAAAUUACUUACCUUUUCUAAAUUCGAAAGAUGAUUUUAAGAAGAACGUACAUUAAGAUAAAUAUCAUCUCUCUAAUUAUUAUUAUUUCAUUUUUACUUAUUUCUGUACAUUUUAUUUCAACUUUCAUGUGUUCCUCAAAGGAACAAAAUACAUCAAAAUACAAUAAAUCAAAAUAUCGUCUAAUUGUUCUUGUUUUAAGUGGUGUUGAUCAUUUAGAGCAACGUGAUACAAUUCGAAAAACUUGGCUCUCUGAAAAAUACAACGAUGUUAGAUAUUUAUUUGCCGUGGGAACAUUAAAUAUUCAUCAAAGUCAAAGAAUUACUCUUCAAUCGGAGAAACAAAAAUUUAAUGAUCUUCUUCUAUUGCCAAAUCUUCAGGAUACUUAUGGAACAAUAACAAAAAAAAUUCUUCAAUCUUUCUUUCAUAUUCACAAAGAAUAUGAUUUUGAUUUUAUUCUCAAAUGUGAUGAUGACAGUUUUGUUAUUAUUCAUAGAAUAUUAAGAGAAUUAGAUCGUUGGGAAAGUGAGGGUAGAAAAAAAUUUUUAUAUUGGGGAUUUUUUAAUGGAAAAGCACAAGUUAAAAGAAAUGGUCCUUGGAAGGAGACUGAAUGGAUUUUAUGUGAUAAUUAUUUACCAUAUGCACUUGGUGGAGGAUAUAUUUUAUCAUACAAACUUGUUGAAUUUAUUGCCAAAAAUGCGGAAAAUUUAAAAUUAUACAAUUCUGAAGAUGUUUCUGUUGGAUUGUGGCUUGCACCAGUUGCAAAUAUCGAAAGGCGACAUGAUGUUCGCUUUGACACUGAAUACCGUUCCAGAGGAUGCUCAAAUCAAUAUUUAAUUACACAUAAGCAAACAAUUGACAAUAUGAGAAGUCUCCAUGAAUUAUAUCAAUCAAAUGGUAUUUUAUGUUCAAAAGAAAUACAAAGACGUAUGAGUUAUCAAUAUAAUUGGACUGUGCCUCCUAGUCAAUGUUGUAAUCGACAGUCAGGUAUUCCUUAAGAGUGCUUAUUUUAAUAUUUAUCGUUAAAAAUAGUCCAGAAAAAAAUAACAACGAAUUUUUAUUUAUAAAAUUUUAACUUCUGAUUUUUAGGUUUUUAAUUUUUUUGUAGAUAAAAUAUGUAAAUUUUUGUGAUACAUAGCAAAGAUUAUUUAAAAAUUAAGAAAAGAAUGUAGUUUUAUAUACUUGCAUUGAUAAAUAAAUAACUUCAAUUACUUAAUAAAAAUAAUUAAAAAAAAAAUUUAAACCAAGAAAUUAAAAAAAUAUUUUAGGAAUUGUUUUAAAUAAAAUUCCAAAGACGUUUUAGCUAAGGUAUAUUCAUAUUACAGAUACAUUUAUACAUGUAUAUAUACACACAUACAUAUAUAUAUGUAUAGCAUCUUCGACUUGUUUUUAGUUAAGAUCUCGCCAACUUAUUUCGUCUUAAAAACGGAAAAAAUUUUUCAUUAACUAACAUUUUUACCAGAUUCACACUUCACGUCUCACGAAAAGCGCGUCAAUACUGGUUUUCUAGAUAUGUUAAUUUUUUACUUUAUCAAAUUAGUGUAAAUUUCUUUCAUAAUUUUUGGUAAAGUUUCAUCCCAAGUUCUUUUAUUUUAUUAAUAAAAAAGAAUCUUUCUUUAAAUUGAUUCAUCCGAACAAUUUUGUCAAACUUUGGAGUAUUUUUUUUUCUUUUUUUUUUGUAUCUAAAUUUCACUGAACAUUCAAAUUUGACGAUUAACCAGGCUUGUCACGCUUAAAACACUCGACAAAAAGUAAUUAUUCCGUUCAAACGUACAAACAUUACCACAGACAUCUACUCAAGAGUGUACAAUUCAAUCGCUAAACUAUUAUCUUUGAAUAUAAAUAUAUCGUCGUAUGCAUUUGUCAAUUUCUAGUAAACGCUAACAUUAUUAGUAAUCUUGAUGACAAGAGAAGAAUGAAACUUACAAAUCAGGGAAUUUCAAAUGCAACUCCUGUUUUGUUCAUAAAGAUUACAAUUAAGUGAUCUACAAUUAUAAUAAUAAUAAUAAUAAUAAUUAAAACGGCUUUUGUUUCUAAAUCGAGCCAUUGAAAAAAAAAAAUUAUCGACUCGAAUUUAUAAUAUAACCGUCAAAAAGCUCAAGAUUCAUUUAAAUACGCGAUGUACCCUGACCAUCGUAAUACUGUAUUGUAAAAAAAGAAAUUAGUUUAUGAAAAAUCUUAAUGUCAAUUACGAAGAAGCACAGUACUGGUCACAAAUAUUAAGCCAUCUAUUUUUAAAAAUUUCUUAAAAAACUUAUUUUGCUUCUAACUAUUUAAUUCUAUAAUUAUUCAGAAAAGACAGAAAAUGUUAAAAAAAAGUUCAUAAUUCUAAAGAAUUUAAAAAAGGAAGAUAAUUAAAAUUACUAUUUUAAAAAAAAGUUUAAAAAAAUAGUAGCUUGCUACAUGUUGUCAGUACUGUAUUAUGCCGACAAUUUUUACUUCUUUAAAUUUUAAUGAAGUAACGUAGAAAUAUUUCUAGCAUAAUAACAGUAUAUUAAUGACAGUAUUGAUAAAUGACAGCAAACUUCUAAUUAUUAUUUAAAUGGGAGGGGGGCGACUACUCAGCCCUGUGCUUUUUUUUAUCCUUUUCUAUCGAAACUCAUCAAAUAGUUAAAAAAAAAAGAGAAAAGUUGUCACUGAAAAAUUGUUUACGAAAUUCAUCCAAAAAAAGAAAUCGUGAAUAGUAAUUUUUUAUUCAAAACAAUGAAAUGUAUUUUUUUUGUUCACUAUUAAUAUCCAUUCGAUGAAAUGGAUACAAAAUUUUUUUAUCUUUCUUUUUCAUAGGGCACAGCCGAGAUGAUGGGUCGCUCGGGAUCGAUCAUCCUACGUCAACUUAUUUAAUUUUCUUUUAUUAAUAUUUAUAUUUAUAAAUUUAUGUAUAGCAAUACUAGAUCUCGUUUUCAAAUUAAAAAUUUUAGCGCGAAAUAAAAAAAAUAUAUAUAUAAUGUAUUGUCCGGUAGAGUCAAAGGUAUUUUUUUAAAAAACCUCCAGUACCAGAGAAAAAAAAUUAAAAAACUAACUACAAUAAUAUACUUUUUUUUUAGUUUACCCUCGAAGCUCCAUUGAACAUUUGGGGUAUUUUUCAAAUAUAUAUAUAUAGACUUUUUUUUUCUUUUCGAGAGAUCAUCAAUUCGUUCAAAACGUUUGUUCCUCAGUUUUUUCUGCAUCCGUCGAUAGUGUUUCACGUAAAGC